AUGAAGCUCGAACUAGUCAACACCGUUCUCGGACUCGUGCUCCUUUCUGGACAAGCCCUGAGCUCCCCACUCGAGCAGCAGCAGCAGCAGCAGCAGCAGCAGCAGCAACCCCCGGAUGAGCUGUCCACGCUCGAGCCUCUGUCGGCCUGCGAGCAGGGCGACUGCCCGGACAACAGCUUCGGGCUCGACCUACUGAGCACCAGGGACUUACUUGGAUGGCGCUAUAUCCUCCGAUGGCAGGGCCGCUGCGGCUGCUCCACCUGGGACGUCUCGGAGGACGGCUGCGCCGUCAUCACCCCCUGCGGCGUGUCGCACCGCGUGUGCCUCGACUGGCGCAGCCGCCGCGGGCACUGGAUCGACGACGGCGGCCGCAAGACGUGCUACUCCAUCGACCAUGGCUAUGUCUGCGCCAACGAAAAGUGGGAGGCGUGGCCGACGGCUGAGGUUACGUGCAGCUGGUGA
This is a messenger RNA of Akanthomyces muscarius, 462 nucleotides long. RefSeq lists its product as uncharacterized. NCBI's taxonomy places the organism in Eukaryota, Fungi, Ascomycota, Sordariomycetes, Hypocreales, Cordycipitaceae. Bases 1 to 462 code for a protein of 153 amino acids. The transcript has a single exon. The record is from RefSeq and is a predicted model, not a curated record.